UUACUGCAGACAUUGCAUUCAUUCAGUCUGACAUUCUCGUUAGUCAGCUUCCGAUUGUAUAUUUUCAACGGUGAUAUUUACAACUAUUUCUAAUAAAUGUUUGCGUUUUGCAAAUGACAAGGGGGACAAUGAGGAACCGACUUCAUAUCAAGGUCGACCUUGAAUUACACUCCAUAUCCUGCCCAGGAGUUUGGCUUUGUCCAAGCGGAUAUGUAGAAAUUACUCUAAAGACCUUGGGGUACUUCUUCAAAACUGGUCCAAUGGAACCAAAAUUCCCACUUCUAGCUCAUGAGUCCUUUGCAAUGGAAGGAUUUUUCAAAUCAGUUAGAACAUUGGAAGAUCUAGAGAAGGCGAUAGCAUCAGAACUGAUUGAAAUUGCAAUUUGGCAAACAGGUCGAAGACUAGCUUAUUAUAAAGGGUCAUUGGGGAGGAUACUGCAAUCCGUAGCGUCACAUACCGAUUGUGUUCACAUACUCAGAUUCGGUAGCUGCAUUCAAAAGCAGAUAGUUGUUCAGUUGUUGAUGAACCCGUCGAGAAAUUUCCCGGGUGUCCUUGCCCCAAAAAUUGAAAUAUCUGGCCGAACCACUGUUAGAAAUCCCGGUCAAGUAUAUUCCGGUUACCAUCGUGACCCUUCUGAAAUACCACUCAACCUGCCACCAGUUGAAAAGGAAGAAAUACCGCAUGAGGAACGGCAUAAUCAGAUCAAAAGUCUUAAAAGGCAACGGCCAGUUUGUCAUGCUAAGAAAAUGUCAAAGCUGGCUACAGCUCCUGGAUGCCUGCAGGCAGAUGGUCAACGAAUUGAAGCUAAUGACGAUCAAAUACCUGUUUGCAUAUUGGCUAAUAAAAUACGAUAUGGAGAUGUAACGCAAAGUGUGAGUAGGAGCAGCAGUCACGGGACUUCUGGAAUAUGUCCUUCAUUGCACUCCCAUUUAAGAACUGGAAGUGCAUCUUCACACUACAAUAGCUCCCAGGGUUUUGACGUUUCGGAUACGGAAGACCAUUCAAAAUCGUGCCAUAUAUGCCAAUCUUAUAUAAGCACGUUCAGUUCUGCAAGUCGACCCUAAGGACCAAUUCGUCGGUGUCUCCUUUUAUUUUUAUAAAAUAUUUAUAUGUAUGUACAUUUCGCAUAUUGAAAGAUUGAAAGAUAAAAAUUUGAUUCCGUUUUAUUUUGGCUUUUCAUCUAGUGUUUCAUUCUAUAAAAC
Molecule: messenger RNA, 1202 nt
Organism: Hermetia illucens (black soldier fly)
Lineage: Eukaryota; Metazoa; Arthropoda; Insecta; Diptera; Stratiomyidae
Exons: 5
Coding region: 114-1064 (316 amino acids)
Biological process (GO): spermatogenesis
Molecular function (GO): myosin light chain binding
Source: RefSeq, a predicted model, not a curated record